Puccinia triticina is the source of this 693-nucleotide messenger RNA. RefSeq lists its product as uncharacterized. The coding region runs from base 1 to 693 and encodes 230 amino acids. Lineage: Eukaryota; Fungi; Basidiomycota; Pucciniomycetes; Pucciniales; Pucciniaceae. The record is from RefSeq and is a predicted model, not a curated record. Gene Ontology annotation, molecular function: protein binding. The transcript has 4 exons.
AUGCUGAGCGCGGACAGCCACCUUCGCUUCUUAUCCGCCUUCUUGCGGGUGGUCAACCGCGGCAAUAUGUGUCUUGAUCUUGACGCGUUUGCCCAGCUCGGCCGGAUCUGCUAUUUCCAAGGCCUGCAGAAUCUCAGUCUCCGCUCGAACCAGCUCACCAAACUGCCGUCCGAGAUUGGCAAUCUGCAGAUCUUGAGGGUCCUCAAGCUGGCGUACAACCGGCUUGACCCCCCUCUUGUUGCCACCUUCUUUGUCCCGAACAUGAUGAUGACGGCGGACAACCGCCAGUUCCAAUGGUUCUUGCAGUCCCGGGGCGUCUUUUACUUUGCCCUGCCCGCCAGGACGCUUGUCCCAGUCAACAAUAAGUUGACGUCACCGCUGCCCAGCUUGCUCGAAACCUGUAUCUGGAAGAUGUGCAUAAUCAAGGAUCUCAAGGGCAAAGAGGAGAGCCUGAUUGGGGACAACGACGGCCUCCAACACCCACUUCUCCAGGCCGCUCCGGAUCCGGCAGCGCUCCUGCCCGUACAGCUCCAGAAGAUCCUCGCAGACCCGGGCGCAUACUUCUAUUGCUACGACUUGUGCAUCUCCAGACUGGCCUUGAAGCCCGGCGCGCUUCCCCAGACCCGGCCCCAUCCAAGACACGCUUUCCAGUUCAUUGACCAACACGCCGGCCUUGUGCCCCUCAAUGAGUGA